Molecule: messenger RNA, 426 nt
Organism: Anopheles bellator
Lineage: Eukaryota; Metazoa; Arthropoda; Insecta; Diptera; Culicidae
Product: serine protease snake-like
Exons: 4
Biological process (GO): proteolysis
Molecular function (GO): serine-type endopeptidase activity
Source: RefSeq, a predicted model, not a curated record
AUGGGUAGCACCGUGAGAAUCCUAUUAAUUGCCGCAGUGCUCCUGAUCCGCGCGUUUGGACAACAAACAUCCUUUUUGGACCAGCCUCCGAGUGAUUACUAUCGAAGAACAUCGAUGAAUGAUUGCCCUACAAGAUUCUAUUCAGAUCCAGAAAAAUUGAAUCGAACACCCUUCAUUUACAGUGGCUUUCGCGUGUACCGUGGCGAAUUCCAGCACAUGGUCGCCAUCGGAUGGGUUCGGCCCAGCGGAAACAUUGAGUAUCUUUGUGGUGGAUCGCUGAUAACCGAUGACUUCAUACUGACUGCCGCCCACUGUACGGUUGACCACGAUAAUGUUGCCCCGAACACGGUCCGAAUCGGAGACACUGACCUCGGUAGCGAAGAGGACGACGAAUAUGCACAACAGGUCGGAAUCGGGCGCAUCAUU